Messenger RNA from Ceutorhynchus assimilis (cabbage seed weevil), 3754 nucleotides. NCBI's taxonomy places the organism in Eukaryota, Metazoa, Arthropoda, Insecta, Coleoptera, Curculionidae. The record is from the annotation of a GenBank genome assembly.
AAAAUUCGUCAAUGAAAAGCGGCUCAGAGCGUGCUGAAGCGAAAUUAACGAGCGCGAAUGAGCCUGCACCGAGCACACUUUUUUGAUAAAGGAACGGUAAAUUCAAGCUCGGAGAACUCAAAUCAAAAUACCGGAACGCACACUUUGAGAUAGUGCACAAAUCUCAGCCAAAUGACAUUGCACGUGCCGGAGUGCCCGAUUUUUAAAAUUCAAAACAUUCAAUGUCAAAUCUUCUUCUAUUGUUCAUAAUCAUAUGCACAAAGUGUAAUUUAUUAGUGGAAGUUUUCUUCGACCAACUCUGAGAAUCAGUCUUUAGAUCAAGAAUCAAUAUCACGGUGGUAUCGGCGCUUCUUCCUUCUUUUUGCUUGUAAUUCUUGGGUUAUAUCUAUCGUCAGCUGUUUAAAUAUUGGAGAUCAUGGUAUCUAUAAAACCAACGGCAGAAGAACUGAAAUUCUGCAUGAGAGACCCCCAAUGCAUACGAAAUGUGUGCAUAUUAGCUCAUGUUGAUCAUGGCAAAACAACAAUUGCUGAUUUACUUUUAUCAACAAAUCGCCUUUUGAUGCAGUUGAAGGUGUUUGUGUACAAACCAGAGAGUCUAUCAGCAAAGCCUAUGAGGAACAUGCAAAAAUGAUUCUUAUUAUAAAUAAACUUGAUAGAUUAAUCAUGGAAUUGGAUCAAGAUAUUGAUUUGAUGUUUCAAACUUUAAUCAAAAUUAUUGAAGAUUGUAAUGUUAUUGUUGCAGAAUGUUAUCAAUAUGGUUUUUCAAAUAAUGGAGUUGAUAUUGAAGAUACAGGAUUGUUAUUUAACCCAGAAACAGGAAAUGUUAUUUUUGCUAGCGCUAUUGAUGGUUGGGGAUUCACUACUAAACAAUUUUGUAGAAUGAUGAUAAACAUGGUUAGAAAUGAAACAAUCGAUUCUCUUAAUAAGAAAGUGUGGAAUUUUGAUUAUUGGGUCGAUUCAAAAGGAGAAAUUAAAACGGGAGCUGUAGAUAAACAUAAACCUAACAUUUUUAUUCAGCUGAUCCUAAAAACUAUUGUGCACAUUUAUCAAACACUUGCUGUGCGAAUGGAUAAGGAUAAAGCCCCAGCUAUUCUUAAAAAGUUAAACAUAACCAACCCUACGAGAGAGAUGACUAUAUCAAAUGACCCUAAAGCCCAAAUUAGAUCUAUUUUAUCAUCAUGGAAGCCAUUGGCUAAAACCAUACUACUACAGUGUCUGAAUAUUUUACCAUCUCCAAAUAAUAUGGGAAAAGAUAAAAUUCAAUAUUUGCUCAAUAGUAAUCAUUAUUUAGAGGAUCCAUAUUUGAAUACAUGCGUAGAAGAAAUGAGCCCCCAUUUUGAAACAAGUUCAAUAGAAUCACCUACAAUAUGUUAUGUGUCCAAAAUGUUUUGUAUAAGUACAAAAUGUCUUUCUGAAAAUGCUCCUAAAGCAUUUGUGCCUAAACCCAGACAAAUUCCACUUCCUGUUUCAGAGACGGAAAAGUUGACUAUAGAAAAUAAAAAAAAAGUAUCUGAAAUAGAACUUGAACCUAUAGAACUCACAGAGGAACAAAAAAUUAAACAAAUAUCGGAUGAAAUUGCUGUUAUAGCCUUGGCAAGAAUCUUUACUGGGGAACUUAAGACUGGUGAUACAAUGUAUGCUAUGACAGAUGGAUAUUUGCCCAAUGAGAAUAGAAUUGCUGAAGAUCUCGAGUCGUUUAUUGCAGCUAAUAAGUUUGUUAGUGAAGUCAGAAUAGAAAAGCUGUAUAUGCUUUUUGGAAGAGAAUUGAUUCUUGUAGAUUCUGUUCCGGCAGGAAAUUUUUGUGGGAUAGGAGGGAUAGAUUCCAUUGUACUUCGUACAGCUACUUUAUCAACAAAAAUAGAUGUAGUGCCUUUAGUUGAACAUCCCACACCAUAUCCCGUUGUAAGGUAUGCUAUUGAACCAGUAAAUCCUAAAGAACUUCCGAUUCUACGUUUUGGAUUAAAGUUGCUGAUGCAAAGUGACUCUUGUGUCCAAGUUAUCAUGCAAGAAACUGGUGAAUUGGUGAUUUUAACUGCUGGAAAUGUGCACUUAGAGAAAUGUAUCGAGGACUUGAAAAAGAAAUUUGCUAAGAUAGAAAUUCAAGUUUCUAGUCCUAUGGUAGCAUUAAGAGAAACCAUAAGUAACAAUUUAGUCGAUUCAGUUCAGUAUAUUGAAAUUAAUACUCCAAAUAUGAAUCUCUCAUUGACGGUCGUAUUUCUACCUCCAGAAAUAACAAAAGUUAUUGAACAUAAUCACGAAUUAUUGAGGAACGUGGAAGAGCAUCAACACUUUAGCCUUAUAGACUUGAUAAGAAAAUUUAAUGAAAACUCUUCGAGCAAAAAUACUAAACUACACCCAAAACUAUUUAAAAGUGACUUAACCAAUCGUAGUAUUAUACAUGUUAGAGAACAACUAAAAACUGCCUUUCAAUCAAGUGGACUUUUAUGGGCUAAUAUGCAUAAUACAAUUUGGAGUGUUGGUAGAAUCCAUGACUGUGCCAAUCUUUUAUUAAAUGGCACGGAAGACUAUAAGCACAAUAUAUUUGUAGACGCUAAUGUCAAAGAUAAAAGAACACUAUUAGCCCAAUGUAUAGUGAAUCCUUUCCACAAUUUCUCAAAAGCAGGACCGAUUAGCGAAGAACCUUUAAUGAACUGUGCUUUCAUUAUCAAGAAAUUUGAACUAGUGGGAGACAUUCAGCCUGAAGAAAUUACACCGCAAUUAGUGUCAUCUAUCGAGUCUGCUGUUAAAAAUGCAAUGAAGAAUUGUUUUGAAAAACAGGAACCAAGAUUGAUGGAACCAAUGUAUACCACCAGUAUUCAAGUGAACACGAGUAUAUUGGGAAAAGUGUAUUCCGUAAUCAACAAGCGACAUGGAAAAGUUUUGGAAGCCGUUGGAAUGGACGAAAAAGAAAAAUUGUUUUUGGUACAAGCGCAGAUUCCAGUUCUUGAAAGUGAGGGCUUUGCUGAUGAAAUUAGGAAAACUACUUCUGGCCAAGCUAAUCCAAGUUUAAGAUUUAGCCAUUAUGAGAUUAUCGAUGGUGAUCCAUUCUUUGAACCAGUAGAAGAUGAGGAGGAUAGUGAAGACGAAUAUGAAGUUAAAUUGGAAUUGGGACUGCGUGCUAACAAACUUAGGAGAGAUGUUAGAAGACGCAAAGGUCUCCAUGUUGAAGAUGAAGUUGUCGUGCACGCUGAAAAACAGCGCACCCUCAACAAAAAGAAAUAAAAAAAUGAUUUAGUCAAGUAUGCUGCACUCUUUUCGGCAUAAUCAAAUCUCUCCGGAGAAGGGUCGUUCGGUGCCAAACAAUGAAUCAAGUCGGUUCUAGGUGUACCGCUACCAUUAAAUUUGACAGUCAAACCAUGGCAAACCUACCUAAAAGUACGCGGUUUUUUUCUAACGGAUACACAGACGCGUUUAAAUGUUUUUGCAACCUUGUCAAUAAUUUUUCUCAAAUUCGACCAAACUGGAUCUAAGGUUUCCGUUGUGGAUCCUACACUGCACUGACGAGGUGCAAGAAUACCGAAACUAUGUGGUUGAAUCUGCAGCGCCAAACCUGGCACCCUUGCUAUGAUUUGACUAUCAAAAAAUUAAAUGCUGAUGGGCUUUUUAUUCUUUAUAUUAUGUUUGUAAAAAACUUACUUUAAAUAUCAAAUUAAUGUUGGAUUAAAUGAAAUAAAUGUUAAUCUCUAUAAGUUUGAUCAGAAUUUUUAAAGAAAUGAAUAAAUUAAUACAAUAUUUAGCCAUUUGUUGCUCAACA